AUGGAGCGAGUGAUGCGGAGCUUGUUUGUUCAGCUGGCCAACGACAAAAUCAAGUUCAUUUCAGUCAAUGCCGCUAUGGUGGAGGAGCUGGAAGAGUACAAGGGAUCAUCGCAGCCUACCUUUUUGUUCUACAAGAACGGCUGUCUCUUUCAUAUCCUCCGAGGUGCUCGUGCGGGUGAGUUUGCGCGAUUGGUCGAAAAGUACGCUCCUAGAGAUGAUGGCUCGGAUGUCGUCCCCGAGCCGCUCAAUCCAGAGCCUACGCCGCAUCCGCAUGAAAGCCAUGGUGCCGAUCCGCUGACCCUUGACUCGUCGGCCUCGACUUCUGCUCUUGCGGCAAAGACUGGGAAGGACGAGAUUACUGUUGAUCCUGAGGAGGAUGCUGCUGCUCGUACCAUUCAGCGCGCCUUUCUCGCCCGCAACCCGCGCCCAGCACCCGAGCCUGAAGCUGUUGCCGCACCUGCUGAGGCAGAGGUCCAGUCUGACGCUGCUGUCGUGCCGGCAGAGGCCGAGACAAAGGCUGCUGCCGCGGCCCCUGCCACGCCGGCCAAGGACGCCAGCGACGUGCAGGCCGCUGCCCGGGCCAAAAUCAUCGACUCCACACUCGUUCUCGGAUUGGUGGCCAAGGAUGUCGGCGGUUCGUCGUCGUCGGAUGAGGGAACAAACGAGUUUGGCGACAGAGUCCGGGUCCACGACGUCCACCCCGGCUCACCGGCUGCCGCCGCUGGCAUCCGCGCCGGCGACUACAUCGUCGGCGUUGGCAUCAAGAAGAUGAAGUCCAAGAAGCACCUGGUCGUCACAGUCCGCAAGCGUGUCCCAGGCAUCGUCGAGACCUUUACCCUUCGUCGCGAUGGCGCCAAGCUCAAGGUUGACGUCAUGUACGGCGCCAAGGAGUACUCGACCGCCGAGCUCGCCGAGCUGGCUUCAGCUGCCGGUGGCAAGGCCUGGUUCGACGACGUCGUUGCCCGUGCCCUUGUUGCGCCCACGCCCAAGAAGGACAAGGGUAAGAAGAAGAAGAAGAAGAAGAAGAAGAAAAAGAAGGGCAAGACCAAGGACGCUCACUCGCCAUCAAGUUCGCGCUCGGGCUCCGAGUCCGACUCGGGGCUCAUCACCGCAUCCACCUCGGUCGCGGCUCAACACAACCCGUCCGAGUCUGAUGCUCAGACCGCGCCCGAGCCUGCACCCAAGUCUGCGCCAGAGCCCGAGCUUGCUGGCGCUGAUCAGGCUCCGCGCCUCUGCGAGCGCCUCUGCCCAUGGCUCUGA
This is a messenger RNA of Thecamonas trahens ATCC 50062, 1260 nucleotides long. Its product is annotated as dynein light chain. Lineage: Eukaryota; Apusomonadida; Apusomonadidae. Bases 1 to 1260 code for a protein of 419 amino acids. The record is from RefSeq and is a predicted model, not a curated record. The transcript is spliced from 2 exons. Gene Ontology annotation, molecular function: protein binding.